AAAUUGCACUAGUCAUUUUCUCAAAAGACUAUGCUUCUUCCACAUGGUGUUUGAAAGAACUUGUGCAUAUACUAGAAUGCAAGAAAAGCCAUGGACAGAUUGUUGUUAUACCCAUUUUUUAUCGCAUAGAUCCAUCAGAUGUACGAAAACAGCGGGGAACUUAUGCACUUGAAGAUCGUCCACUUAAGCGCAGUAGGGAUGAGGUGGCCAACUGGAGGGCUGCUUUGGAGGAAGCAGCCAAUAUGUCUGGGUUUCAUUAUUCCAGCAAAACAGGGAGGACAGAGGCCGAUUUUGUUGAGGACAUUGUUCAAGAUGUUUUGACCAAAUUGAAUCGCGAAUUGUCAAGUGAUUUAAGGGGCCUGUUUAGAAUUCAAGGGAAAAUUGAGAAAAUUGAGUCGUUAUUGUGCUUGGAUUCACCAUGUGUUUGCUGUGUAGGUAUUUGGGGCAUGGGUGGUAUUGGCAAGACCACCCUCGCUACUGCUGUAUUUAACAGGCUUGCCUCUAAAUUUGAAGCUUAUUGUUUUCUUGCAAAUGUAAGGGAGAAAUCAGAACAAACGGGUGGAUUAAAUCAGUUGCUAAAUGAACUUGUUCGUGAGAUAUUAAAGGACAAAGAUAUAAACAUCGGCACUCUGUCUAUAGGACCAACUUCUAUUCGAGAUAGGCUCAUGCGUACAAAGGCGCUCAUUGUUCUUGAUGAUGUGAAUGAUCCAAGCCAACUAGAAGUUCUUGUUGGUGAUGAUGAUCGGUUUUGCCAAGGAAGUCGAAUCAUUAUAACUACUAGAGAUAAAGGCCUACUUCAGCAAAAAGUUGACCAUGAAAAGAUAUAUAAUGUUGAGAGAUUAGAUUCUGAUGAAGCUCUUGAGCUCUUUCAUUCGCAUGCUUUUGGAAAUAAGUCUCCAACAACAGAUCAUCCUAAGUUGUCAAGAGAGGUGGUGGAUUAUAUUAAGGGCAUUCCAUUAGCUCUUAAAGUUAUGGGGUCCUCAUUCCGUCGUUGCAAGAGCAAACAAGAGUGGGAAGUUCAAUGGAAAAAAGUGAAACAAUUUCCAAACGAACAAAUCGAUCAAGUGUUGAGAAUAAGUUACGAUGGAUUAGGAAAAAAUGAGAAGGAGAUAUUUCUUGAUAUAGCAUGUUUUCAUAAAGGCCAUGAGAGGAAAGAUGUAGAAAGAAUGUUAGAUAGUUGUGAUUUCUUUGGGGAAACAGGAAUCAAUGAUCUUAUUGAUAGGUCUCUCAUAUCAAUUUCAAAAGGAAGAUGGUCAAAAGAACGUAUAGAGAUGCAUGAUUUGGUGCAAGAAAUGGGUAGGGCAAUUGCUCGAGAACAACGCAGUAGGUUGUUCAAUGAUGAGGAUGUCUAUCAAGUAUUGACAAAUAACCAGAGAGAUGGACAUGUUCAAGCAAUAUCCCUUGACUUGUAUAAGAUUGAAAAACUACACUUGGAGUUGGAAUAUGCAAACUUCAAAAAGAUGUAUCAACUGAGAUUCCUAUGUGUCAGACCUUAUAGUCUUGAGGGAAUUCAAGGUCGUCGCAAUAUUGUUUCUCUUGAUCUUCCCAAUUCUCUUAGAUGUCUUGAGUGGAGGCAUUAUCCUUGGAAAUCUUUGCCAUCAAAAUUUUCUACUCAAAAUCUUGUUGUCCUUGAUAUGUGGUACAGCAAAGUUGAGGGGCAACUUUGGAAUGAAGACCAGAGUCCUGUGAACUUAAAACGGAUCAAUCUUUCUUUCUCCAAACAUCUAAUUGAAGUCCCAAAUCUCUCUCGGAGUCGGAAAAUUGAGCAUAUAAAUCUGAAAGGUUGUCGAAGUUUGGUUGAAAUUCCUUCGUAUUUUCAACAUCUUAGCAAGCUUACUUAUCUUGACCUUGAGGAAUGCGCAUCUCUCAAAAAUCUUCCCGAGAUGCCAUGCAAUCUUGAAUUCUUAAAUUUGCCUUCGACAGCAAUAGAGGAAUUGCCUUCAUCAGUUUGGUCUCACGAAAAAAUAUCUCACUUAGAUAUUAAAUAUUGUAGACACCUGAAGAGUCUUCCAAGCAACAGUUGUAAGCUGAAACUCUUGAGUUAUCUUAGUCUAGAAGACUGCAAAUCUCUUUGCGAGUUUUGGGAGCUUCCCAGUGGUACAACAAUGCUAGACUUGAGUAGUACAUCAAUAAAAGAAUUGAGGAAUACAUCAAUAGAGUCUGUUGUUGGUCUCACUGCAAUUAAACUGAUCUAUUGCAAAAGCCUUGUGAGUCUCCCAACGAGCAUUUGGAAGUUGAAAUCUCUGAAGAGCAUUGAUCUCAGUCUUUGCCUUAACUUUCAACACUUUCCAGACGUCUCGGAGGCUAUGGAACAUCUGGAGUUUCUAAAUUUAUCAGAGACAGCGGUUAAAGAGGUACCCCCAUCAAUUGGAAAUCUAGUUGCGCUUCGAAAUUUAGAUCUUUGUGGUUGCUCUAACUUUGUGAGUCUCCCAACGAACAUUUGGAAGUUGAAAUAUCUGGAGAGCCUUGAUCUCAAUGGUUGCUGUAACUUUCAACACUUACCAGAAAUCUCGGAGGCUAUGGAACAUCUGGAGUUUCUAAAUUUAUCAUGUACAGCAGUUAAAGAGGUACCCCCAUCAAUUGGAAAUCUAGUUGCGCUUCGAAAAUUACACCUGGUUGCGUGCAGUAUACAAGAAAUCCCUGAUGACCUCUUUUGCUUAACCUCAUUACAAGAGUUAAAUAUGAGUAAGACCAAAAUUAAGAGCAUACCUGCAAGCGUUAAACAAGCUGCUCAACUGUCUUGCCUGUGCCUCAAUGGUUGCAAGAGCAUUGAAUCUAUAUCAGAGUUCCCCCCAUCGCUGCAACGUCUUGAAGCAGAUGGUUGCUCGUCACUGAAGACAGUGUCAAGUACAAGCACUGACAUCAUACAAGGUUUGGAAGAAUACAGAUUUUAUGUAGGGCUUUAUGAGUACCAUAUAUUUUCUAAUUGCCCAAAGUUGGAUGAGAAUGCACGAAGCAACAUAAUGGGUGAUGCUCAGCUCAGAAUUAUGCGAAUGGCAACUGCGUCGUCAAAGUUUAAAGAAGACAAAAUUGAAGAAGCAUCAUAUUAUUCAAAUAAGGAAUCGUUACGCAAUAGAUCUUAUGUUGCCAUUUGUUAUCCCGGAAAUGAAAUUCCAAAUUGGUUCAACCAUAAGAGUGAGGGAUGUUCAAUAAAGAUUGAGCUUCCUCGUGAUUGGUUUUGCUCAGAUUUCUUGGGUUUCGCUCUAUCUCUUGUUGCUGUUACUAGAUAUGAUAUGAAGGUUGGAUGCAAGUACAACUUCAAAACUAGUAAUGGUGAAAGCCACGAAGUCAACCAUCAUUUGGAUACUUCGUACCUUGUAUAUGGCAGUGAGUCACAUGACGUGUAUGUGUGGUGGGAUAAUAAUGUCUUUGAAGAAGUUGUAGAGGGAGCUCAAAGCCUCGCUGCAUUUUACAAACUUGUUACUGAGGUCAAUGUUGACUUCACCGCACUGACUGGUAUAUUUUACAAACCUGAACCCGUUCGGGUGGAAAAGUGUGGGAUAUGUAUGUUAUAUGGCAAAGAUGUUGAGAUGAUAAAGCAGAGGGCUCUGUAGAUCAAGCCGAUAUCCCUAAAUUCAAAAUUUCAUUUUAUUUGAGCUGUUUGCUUUGCAAGCCUUUGGCUGAGGACGCUUUUGAGUUUGUUAGGCUUAGGGGUGUCUUUCUUGUUUUAACCCUUGGCCCUCUCCAUCGCCAAGCUUUUUGGCUGAGGAUGCUUUUGAGUUUAGUAAUUUUCUUCAUUCAAUUCAAGUAUUAAAUUGUUAAUAGUCUAUGGAUGCAUUAAAUGCAACUGCUGUGCUUGCUGAAACUUAAAAUUUCUCACUAGAUAUUAUGAGACUGGGGGCAUAAAAGAGUAGAUAUUUUUGGAAA
Molecule: messenger RNA, 3867 nt
Organism: Prunus avium (sweet cherry)
Lineage: Eukaryota; Viridiplantae; Streptophyta; Magnoliopsida; Rosales; Rosaceae
Source: RefSeq, a predicted model, not a curated record